ACCAACCGGAAGCCCAGCUCAGAGACAAGAAAUUUGAAUGGCUCUGUCGUCAAGACUGCUCGCAUUCUCCUUCUACCGACCCAAAAUGUUGCUGAACUCUAACAACGGUCACUGCAACUACAAGAUCAGUCCCAAGGUUUCGUUCGGUGCCGGCGAACUUUCUUCGAAGAAGAAUAACGGUAGAAACCUUCCAAUUCUCCUUUUUGACAUAAUGGACACCGUUGUUCGUGACCCCUUUUACGAGGAUGUUCCUGCAUUUUUCAGAAUGCCAAUGAAGGACCUUCUCGAAUGCAAGCGUCCGACUGCAUGGAUUGAGUUUGAAAAGGGCAUGAUUGAUGAGGCGGAGCUAGGCAGGAAAUUCUUUAAAGAUGGAAAAUCUUUUGAUUUGGAAGGCCUCAAAAAUUGUAUGAUAAGAGGAUAUUCUUUCUUGGAAGGAAUGGAACAACUACUUCAGGAUCUAAAACAAAAUAACCUCGAGAUGCAUGCUUUUACUAACUAUCCCAUCUGGUACCAAUUGAUUGAGGACAAAUUAAAAAUUUCAACUUAUUUAUCUUGGACAUUUUGUUCGUGUAUAAUAGGAAAAAGGAAGCCUGAUCCUGAUUGCUAUCUUGAAGUACUGAAACAUCUUAAUGUUCAUCCUGCAAGCUGCAUAUUUAUUGAUGACAGGUUGAGAAAUGUGGAAGCUGCAGUAGAAGCUGGCAUUGUCGGCUUGCAUUUCAAGAAUGCAAAUUUGCUUCGGCAGGAUCUCUUGCAAUUGGGAAUUGACAUUUCUGCACAUGAAAAUCAAGAAUUGUGAGUUCUUUCCCAGACUGUAUUCCUAUUCAUAUAGUGAACUCAUUUUUUUUUUUCCAGUGGCUCUUAAUUUGUUAAUUUUUGUUGGUGCCAUUGGUUUAGUUUGUUGAUGAAUAGUGAUGCUUCCUUCUGAAUUAUUUGGCAGCAAACCAAUCUUUGGAUUGUAGCAUUAUGGCUCUAGUUCUUGAAACAUGUAUAUGAUAAUUUAACUGCAUAAAUUUUGGUGGGAACCUUCUGGGUAUACAAAUCCCAGGAGAUGACAUGAUUAUGGGGUGUGUAUUUCAAUACAUUUAAUAAAUCUUUAAUAUAUUCAAGGAAAAAGUUAGUA
Messenger RNA from Carica papaya (papaya), 1120 nucleotides. Lineage: Eukaryota; Viridiplantae; Streptophyta; Magnoliopsida; Brassicales; Caricaceae. The record is from RefSeq and is a predicted model, not a curated record.